Messenger RNA from Leptopilina heterotoma, 1988 nucleotides. It is a transcript of the gene Pdhb, whose product is annotated as pyruvate dehydrogenase E1 component subunit beta, mitochondrial. The transcript is spliced from 5 exons. The record is from RefSeq and is a predicted model, not a curated record. Bases 194 to 1255 code for a protein of 353 amino acids. Gene Ontology annotation, biological process: pyruvate decarboxylation to acetyl-CoA. Gene Ontology annotation, molecular function: pyruvate dehydrogenase (acetyl-transferring) activity. Lineage: Eukaryota; Metazoa; Arthropoda; Insecta; Hymenoptera; Figitidae.
GUAGUGUCAAGUGUCGUGUCCUUGGCUCCGUUAUUACAUUUUUUUAGUUGCCAAAAAGAAGUUCUUGAAUCAAAGACCCUGGAAACUAAAUACAAAAUCAAGAUCUUGUGUGUUUAGAGUAAUUAAUUAAAUACCUGACAUUGUUUUAACCUGUUUUUUUCCUCAAACGUGCAUAUCAACAAUCACUCAAACCAUGCUCACGUCAACAAUCAGGACUCUUGCUCGACGAUCGUUCUCAACAUCGAAAUGUGCAGCUGCACAGACAGUAACAGUUCGAGAAGCUUUAAAUGCAGCCUUAGACGAGGAAAUUGCACGUGAUGAUCGAGUAUUCCUUCUUGGAGAAGAGGUAGCUCUUUAUGACGGAGCCUACAAAGUUUCCAGGGGUCUUUGGAAAAAAUAUGGUGACGCUCGUAUUUAUGACACUCCCAUAACAGAAUCUGGAUUCGCAGGUCUCGCAGUCGGCGCUGCAAUGGCAGGACUGCGGCCAGUUUGUGAAUUCAUGACCUUCAAUUUUUCAAUGCAGGCAAUUGAUCAGGUUAUAAAUUCAGCGGCAAAGACAUUGUACAUGUCCGCUGGUCUUGUUAAUGUACCAAUUGUAUUCCGUGGUCCUAAUGGCGCUUCAGCUGGCGUUGGAGCACAACAUUCACAAUGUUUCGGUGCAUGGUACAGUCAUUGUCCAGGAUUAAAAGUCGUUUCACCUUACUCAUGUGAAGAUGCUAAAGGACUUUUAAAAUCGGCUAUUCGCGAUCCUGAUCCUGUUGUUGUACUCGAGAAUGAACUCAUGUAUGGUUACCAAUUUAAUAUGUCUGACGAAGCAAUGUCCAAAGAUUUUCUAGUCCCAAUUGGAAAGGCGAAAAUUGAACGUCCAGGAAAGCACAUCACACUCGUUGCACAUUCCAAAGCUUGUGAAACGGCACUUCAAGCAAGUGAGGAACUCGCUGGACAAGGAAUUGAAUGCGAAAUGAUUAAUUUACGUUCACUUAGGCCUUUAGAUAUCAAUACGAUAAUGAAGUCUGUAGCCAAAACGAAUCAUUGCAUCACUGUGGAGCAUGGAUGGCCUCAUUGUGGUAUUGGCGCUGAAAUCUCAGCCAGAAUUAUGGAGAGUGAGGCGUUCUAUCAUCUUGACGCACCAGUAAUUCGAGUAACAGGUGUUGAUAUUCCCAUGCCAUAUGCAAAAUCAUUGGAAGAGACAUCAAUUUGUCGAAAAGAUGAUGUAGUAUUUGCAGUGAAGAAAGUUCUUGGAGUAGCUAAGUAGUAAAUUGUGCAAAAUUUUUAGAUACAUUUCCUCCUUUAUUUUCGAAUCGUCGAAACUUUCCUCCUUAUUAUGCUUUCUAUUUAUUGAAAGUUAGUACAAAGUGAAAUAUUAGUUACAAUUUCAAUAGUUUAUCAUAUUUCUUCCAAUAUUGGUUUUUUUUUAAAAUUCAAAUGCACUUUUUUUGUUUAUUAACUAUAUUAAUUUUCGGUUAUAAACAAAGAAAGUAUUCAAAAUCACUGCCACAAUUUUUUUCCCAACUUUAAAAAUCAUUUAUUUUUCGUGAAAUUGCGUCUUAAAUGUUAUUUUUUGUUUUCUGUAGAUAAUCCAAUUGUACGUUUCACGAAAAAUUGAUGAGUUUUAUAAUGAAGUGCAAAUGGGAUGUUAAUAUUUUCCUCUGGAAAAAAAAGAUUUAAGAAAUGAAUCUCAUUGAAUGUAAAUUGUUAUAAUUUAUUUAUUUCGAUUUUACAUUUUCUGUCUUUCAUUCUCUCUCUCUCUCUCUCUUUCGUUCUCGCACUCGUUUGGUUCGCAAAAUUCUUGACAAAUUAAAAAUCCCUAUUUUUGAAAAUUGUCCAAUUGUUAAGGAAGAAAACGACUAGACAUUUGAUUUGACAGUGUCAAAGAAUCAGUUUUAUGAAGAAUUGGCAUAUAAUGCAGACACUUAAUUUGUGUUUGCAUUUGUUCGUAAAUUAUUUAUUAUUACAGAAAAAAAAAAAUAAUAAAUUGUAACAUACAA